Messenger RNA from Ziziphus jujuba (common jujube), 453 nucleotides. RefSeq names its product cationic peroxidase 2. Gene Ontology annotation, molecular function: heme binding; peroxidase activity. NCBI's taxonomy places the organism in Eukaryota, Viridiplantae, Streptophyta, Magnoliopsida, Rosales, Rhamnaceae. The record is from RefSeq and is a predicted model, not a curated record. The transcript is spliced from 2 exons. Gene Ontology annotation, biological process: response to oxidative stress. The coding region runs from base 1 to 453 and encodes 150 amino acids.
AUGGAAGGCAUUACUCUUAUUUCCUGUAAAACACUCAUUUCAGUGUUUCUCUUCCUUGCUUGUGUUGCCAACACAGUGCAUGGCCAAGCUGCUGCAGGCACACGUGUUGGUUUCUAUGAUGGUUCAUGCCCAACAGCUGAAGCAGUCGUCAAGUCCACAGUUCAAACCCACUUCAGUUCCAACCCUACUAUUGCUUCUCCUGGCUUUCUUAGGAUGCACUUCCAUGACUGGUUCGUCCAUGCCGGCAAUGGUAGAGGCGUUCUUGUGUCUGAUCAGAAGUUACGGACUGAUGCCUCUUCCAGAACUUUUGUUCAAAAGCUUUUGGGCGUUAGAGGAUUGCUUGGAUUGAAAUUCAAUGUGGAGUUUGGCAAGUCCAUGGUGAAAAUGAGUAAUAUUGGUGUUAAAACAGGCAGUCAGGGUGAGAUUCGCACCCUUUGUUCGGCUAUUAAUUAA